CUCCCGGGGCCCGAGGGGUCACUCUGGAAGCUUCUACGGCCGGGAGGGGCGACGGGCCUCUCAGGGAUUCCAGUGUUUUCGGCAACACCGUUUCUGUCUGCACUCUCCAAUUCUGCCAGCGCCCCCCAGUUUUGUUAGUGCGUUCCCCCACCUGCUAGUGCCCCCCAGCCCUGUGGGGGUGCCCAGGAUUGCGGAAUCUCCCCCAUCUUGUCAAGGCACCGAAUUCUGUCAAUGUUCAUUGUUCUCUCAGUGCCUCCCAGGCCUGCCAGGGCCCCCCGAAUUUUCUAGGAAUACCUCGAUCCUUCUGGGCCCCCCAAUCAUGCCAGUAUGUGGACCCGCCAGGGUCCCCUUAUCUCUGUGGGCUCUCCAAUCUUUCCAGAAGUCCCACAGUCUUGUUUGUGCCCCUCGGUCAGCUAAGGCUCCCCAGUCUUGGCAGGAUCCCUUAUUCUUGCCAGGGCCCCAAAAUCUUUCCAGGAUUUCCCCAAUCCUUCCACCUUGCCAGGGCCUCCCGAUAUUAUCAUACUUUCUCAUCCUUCCAGGGUUUCCUCAGUCCUUACGGCUGUCCCCUCCCGCAUCAAAACCUCAUUUAUCAGAACCUCAUUCUGCCAGAGAACCCCAAUUUUGUCUGGGCUCACAAUCUUAUCAGUGACUCCCUUUACUUGCAAGGAUUUCUUAACCAACCUGGCCUCCUUAAACUGUUAAAAGGCUGCCCCAGUCCUGUUGAGAUUCCCCCAUUCCUGCCAGGCCUGCCAGUCUGGGUCCCCAGUUCCAUCAGGAUCACAACCCUGCCCGAGCUCCCAUCUCCUUUUCUUAUCCACUCUUCCACGUGCUCCAGGCUUCGGAGCUAAGCACUGCAGCCCCAGUACUGACCCUAAUUGACUGAAACCUGUUCCUCAGAUCAGCUUCUGUCCUCUCAAACUGGAGCACAUCUAAAGAGCCAUUAUCCCAGGGCUGGAAGCAAGCCCUCAAUGGCUAUUCUGUUCAGUGUCCCCAUUCCAUAGAUGGAAUUUGGGCCUUGAGACGGCCUUGCCUGUGGUCUCACUGCUGAACUGAUAGCAGAGCCGGGAGGAGAAGCCAGAUCUCACACCCAGGCCCCACUACCCUUCUUGACUUGCCAUUUUGCAGAGGAAUGAAGUUUCCAAAGUCUGUCAUUUGCCCUGAUUUUUUGUGCAUGCCCUGCUAAACCAAACCAAAAAAACCAAACCCAGUGCCGUCGAGUCACUUCCAACUCAUAGCGACCCUAUAGAACAAAGUAGAACUGUCCCAUAGAGUUUCCAUGGAGCGCCUGGUGGAUUUGAACUGCCAAACCUUUGGUUAGCAGCCAUAGCACUUAACCACUACGCCACCAGGCAUGCCCUGCUAACCACCUGUUACCAUUUGGUGUUAAGUCAGUUCUGACUUACGGUGACCGCAUGUGUGUCAGAGUAGAACUGUGCUCCAUAGGAUUUUCAGUGGCUGAUUUUUCAGAAAUAGAUUGCCAGGCCUUUCUCCUGAGGCACCUCCUGGUGGACUCGAACUCCAGCCUUUCAGUUAGCAGCCAAGCACAUUAACCAUUUGUACCACCCAGAGAUUUAGGGCAGAUCCUCUGUCCCGUCCCUUUGUUACUCUGUCCUUCAGUUGCCGUCAUGAGCAUUGUGGUUUUAAGCACAGCCUGGGGAGCCCAUCUGGGAUGGGUUCACAUCCUGGCUGCCUGACUCACUGACCAGGUGGCCACAUCCCUUUGUGUCCUCAUCUAUAAAAAUGGGGAUGAAAAUAAAAUCUGCCUCUGGGGUUGCUUUGAGAAUGAGACGAGAUUAUCACAGUGCCUCAAAACCUGUUGCUGUUGAGCCGAUUCUGACUCACGGUGACCCUGUCUGUGUCCGAGUAGAACUGGACCCCGUGUGAUUUUCAAUGGCUGUUAUCUUACAAAGUAGAUCGUCAGGCCUUUCUUCGGCAGCACCAUUGGUUAGAUUGAACCGCUAACCUUUUCAGUUAGUAGCUGAGCACAAACUGUUCGUGCCAUCCAGGGACCUUAUGCACUGAAAUAUUAGUGUUUGAUUCAGGGACAUGAAGAACACUUGUAAAGAGCUUUAGCAUUUCUGAUAGUCUUUUUUAACCUUCCCAGGCACUCUUGUGAAUGUAAGUCAGCACAGUGAUGCAUUAAGAAACUUCUGAGGUUAUACACCCACUCCUCACUUUUCGACAUGGGUAGGUUCCAAAGACCAGGUUGUCAUGUGAAAAUCAGCAUUGUGCAAAAAUGGAGAAUGACUACAUCAGAUCACAAAACGGAGGAUGACUACGUCAUUACAUAGCUGUCAGUUCCCCCAGUCUGGGUCCCCAGUUUUAUCAGGAUCUCCCAGUCCUGCCAGACCUCCCAUCUCCUUUUCUUAUCUACCCUCCACAUAACAGUCAAACCGCUGAGAAUCAUGGCCCAGCCAAGUUGACACAUAACCUUCACCAUCACAGCUAGCGUUACUCUCUCCUUGCACUUGGCGUUCGUUAGCGCCAGACCUACGUCAUUAAUGUGCAAAAUAAUUGGAUAGUAGAUUUUUUUACUAUUAUAAGUGCGAAAUGUCAGAUAAGGAGAUAGGUGAUAAGUGAGGAGUAGGUGUAAUACUUAAUAGUAGUGGCUACAUUUAGUAAGCUUUUACUAUAUGACCUAUACGUCGUUGUUGUUCGUUGCCAUUGAGUUGAUUCUCACUCAGAGUGACCCCAUGUGUGCCGAGUAGAACAGUGUUCCAUAGGGUUUUUAAGGCUGUGACCUUUUGGAAGCAGAUUGCCAGGCUGUCUUCUGAGGCACCUCUGGGUGGGUUUGAAUCACCUGCCUUUGGGCUACUAGUCGAGCGCUUGACUGUUUGCACCACCCAGGGGCUUCUGCCCUAUGCAUUUGUUGUUGUUGUUGUUAGGUGCCGUCGAGUCGGAUCCGACUCAUAGCAGCCCUACGCACAACAGAACGAAACACUGCCUGGUCCUGAGCCAUCCUUACAGCUGUUGUUAUGCUUGAGCUCAUUGUUGCAGCCACUGUGUCAAUCCACCUCGUUGAGGGUCUUCCUUUUUUCCGCUGACCCUGUACUCUGCCAAGCAUGAUGUGCUUUUCCGGGGACUGAUCCCUCCUGACGUGUCCAAGAUACAAAGUCAUGAAGAACUGGGGAGUUAUUGGUGGUAUUGCCGCUGCGCUUGCAGCAGGAAUAUAUGUUAUUUGGGGGCCCAUUACAGAAAGAAAGAAGCGUAGAAAAGGGCUCGUUCCUGGCCUUCUCAACUUAGGGAACACGUGCUUCAUGAACUCCCUGCUGCAAGGCUUGUCUGCUUGCCCCACUUUCAUCAAGUGGCUGGAAGAGUUUACAAGCCAGUACACCCGGGAUCCGAAGGAGCCGCCGCCACACCAGUACUUAUCUUUAACACUGUUGCAUCUCCUGAAAGCUUUGUCCUGCCAGGAAGUUACUGAUGACGAGGUUCUGGAUGCCAGCUGCUUGUUGGAUGUCUUACGAAUGUACAGAUGGCAGAUCUCUUCAUUUGAAGAACAGGAUGCUCACGAACUCUUCCAUGUCAUUACCUCGUCGUUGGAAGAUGAGCGAGACCGGCAGCCCCGGGUCACACAUCUGUUUGAUGUGCACUCUUUGGAGCAGCAGUCAGAAAUCACCCCCAAACAGAUAACCUGCCGCACGAGAGGGUCACCUCACCCCACGUCCGGUCACUGGAAGUCUCAGCACCCUUUCCAUGGAAGACUUACUAGUAAUAUGGUCUGCAAACACUGUGAACACCAGAGUCCUGUUCGAUUUGAUACCUUUGAUAGCCUUUCACUAAGUAUUCCAGCGGCCACAUGGGGUCACCCGCUGACCCUGGACCACUGCCUGCACCACUUCAUCUCAUCAGAGUCGGUGCGCGAUGUCGUCUGUGACAACUGUACGAAGAUUGAAGCAAAAGGGGUAUUGAAUGGGGAAAAAGUGGAACACCAGAGGACUACGUUUGUCAAACAGUUAAAGCUAGGGAAGCUCCCUCAGUGCCUCUGCAUCCACUUGCAGCGUCUGAGCUGGUCCAGCCACGGCACGCCCCUGAAGCGGCACGAGCACGUGCAGUUCAACGAGUUCCUGAUACUGGACAUCUACAAGUACCGCCUCCUCGGACAUAAGCCUGGCCAACGCAAGCCGGUGCUGAGUGACGGCACAGGGCCCGCGUCAGAGCCGCAGGACGGGCCGGCCGCCCCCAAGCCAGUUCUGAAUCAGCCAGGAGCCCCCAAAACACAAGUUUUUAUGAAUGGCGCCUGCUCCCCAUCUUUACUGCCGACCCUGCCAACCCCGAUGACGUUCCCUCUUCCAGUUGUUCCUGACUACAGCUCCUCCACGUACCUCUUCCGGCUGAUGGCAGUUGUUGUCCACCAUGGAGACAUGCACUCUGGACACUUUGUGACUUACCGACGGUCCCCGCCUUCAGCCAAGAACCCACUCUCAACUAGCAGCCAGUGGCUGUGGAUUUCCGACGACACCGUCCGCAAGGCCAGCCUGCAAGAGGUCCUGUCCUCCAGUGCUUACCUGCUGUUCUAUGAGCGAGUCCUCACCAAGACGCAGCACCAGGGCCAGGAGUACAAGUCUGAAGAGUGACCGCGUAGCCCCAGAACUGGAGGCCAUGGAACUGUCCACACCCUUCAGGAAAAAAGCAAAAUCAUACUCUGUGUGUUAUGCAAACAGCCCCACUAGAGUUCUUCAGCCUUCCGGUGUGUUCCAAGAGCAGGCUCCACAGGGGGCCAGCGCCCCAAUCCCGACCAGUCGGGCUCCCUGCACAGCUCUGUGAGCAUGCGGCGAGAGUGUCGUCGUCGUCUUAGGAAAGCAUCCAUUAUGUCUAGAGCGCCUUUUUACCAGCGGUAGAGGUAAUUAAAAAGAAAUCAAACUCCAGAGCCCUUUUUUAUAUUCUAACAUGUUCGGUGUUUUCCAGGGGGAGUCAUACUUUGGCUAAUCCUCUGAUGUUUCAGUACGGUUCUUUUAUUUUUUUUAAUGAGCAAGCCCAUAAAAAUGGUUGACAAGAAUCAGUGGAGUUUUUCAAGGCAACAACUUCGAAGAAAAAGUGCCUUUCACUUUCGACUGCUUUUGUAGCCUGUCUAUUCUGGAAAACAGACAUUACCUAGGAGUCUUAUAAAUGAUUUUUGAAAAGCUCUGCUCCUUCACUUAGCGGAGAGCAAAGAAACAGUUCAAAGAUGCCUGAAGAACACAUGCCUUCCCUUUUUGUAUGUCUUUUUCUAACCUUUCAAUUCUUUAUAUGUAGUAAAGACACAUCGGCCAAACUGGCCCCUCGGGGAGAUUCUUUCACUACAUUGUCAUUGCCAGAUGAACUGCUUACCUAUUGCUUUUCUCUUUUGUAUACGGACUCCAGGAGAGGUGAUUAUUAUAAGCCUGUGUGAAUAGCCAGAAUCGAGCACUUUCUGUGUAACACCUACGACUCCGCUGCUCCUCCGCAGAAAACUCUUUAGUACCCUGGGACUCAUUGUGGACGGCUGUGUUCAUCUAUUUAUUUAUUGCCCUUGGAAGAGCCCUUAACUUAAGGUUGGAGCCUGGAGCUCCCUGCCGUGAUUUGAGAGCUGGAAUAGGAGGGACAGGCACAAACCAGGGGCUGCAGUCUCUCUGGACCUCGGUUUCUUCGUUUGUAAAGUGAGGGGGUUACAUUUGAUGGCUAUCAAAGUCCAGCCCUUCCCACAAAAAGAAGAAGGCUUUGAUUUGUUUUUAAGCACGUAGCUACAGCUGACAUCUCUUACUGCAUUUGAAAUGCUCAUUUGUUAUAUGACCACAUUUUAAAUUUCUCUUCAUUGUUUCCAGUAGCCUGAUAGAAAAAGAAUAUGUUGAGCCUUUGCCUCCCUUUUCAGACGUCUCAUGAACGCAGCCCAGGGCUGGAGGAAUUUUGAUUACAUAGUAGUACUUGUGUUUUAUGGAGCCCUGGUGGCACAGUGGUUAAGCACUCAGCUGCUAACCGAACGAUUGGCAGUUGGAACCCACCAGCCACUCUGCAGGAGAGAGAUGUGGCAGUCUGCUUCUGUAAAGAUUAUAGCCUUGGAAACCAUAUGGGGGAGCUCCACCCUGUCCUAUAAGGUCGCUAUGAGUUGGAAUCACCUCUGUGGCAAUGGGCCACCUAUGUUCUAGCUAGAUUUUUUUUUUUUUUUAAGUAAAAAUGGAUACCAAAUGCAAACUUACUCUUCAGAGACAAGGUUGGGAAUUAGACCCAUCCAGAAGGUCACCUGAGGUGAGGCUAAGAACAGUGCCACUUCAGCAGUGGAGAACUGCCCAAUACUUCAAGAUGAUGCCUUGGUGUCAGCUGAAAGUGCAGGAAGCCACGGACCCAGGAUGCAUCUUAAGGACUCAGUAACUUCUGCUAUCGAUGGAAUAUACUGUGAAAGAACCCUGGGCCACGAACGUCAGUAGAAAGGACAAACGUGAACCACCUGAUCCAUUCAUUGCUGAUGUCCCUCCAUCCCACAGCCGACCCUGGCUUUGACGUUGAAACGAACGCACCUGUUUUACCCAAGGCUGGUGGAAUAAAUGCCCAAUCGUGUGGCCCUGAGCUGAGCUGCUCUGCAGAGUUGUAGCUUUGAGUAACUGUUCUUCCGCCACUGCUCAGUCUUUGAAAUCUGCCAUUAAAGAGGGGUGGCAGGCUGAAAGGGGAUAACCCCUUUACGGCUGAGUUUCAAGCAGACCAUUAGUCAGAAGACAGGUUUGAGCCAAGGUUGUAAAUGUGAGCAAUGUCUGUGCAAAACCUCUUCCUCUGACUUCCUCAUUUGUCAGUUAGGAAUUAACAACAGAAUAAUCUUAUUUCCAGUUUUAAAUUAUUUACAGAGUUCACAAAGUUAGCUUCUUUUUGCAGAAACCUAAGUUAAACUAGUAGUUUAUGCCAUAAUAAUUGCUGAUUUACAUAUUUGCUACAGGUACUUUUUGUAUCUGCCGUGUAUCAUAGCAAUAAAAGGAUCAUUUUGUUAGGAAAAAA
Loxodonta africana (African savanna elephant) is the source of this 6942-nucleotide messenger RNA. RefSeq names its product ubiquitin specific peptidase 30 (gene USP30). Lineage: Eukaryota; Metazoa; Chordata; Mammalia; Proboscidea; Elephantidae. Gene Ontology annotation, biological process: protein deubiquitination. Gene Ontology annotation, molecular function: cysteine-type deubiquitinase activity. Gene Ontology annotation, cellular component: cytosol; nucleus. The transcript has 13 exons. The record is from RefSeq and is a predicted model, not a curated record. The coding region runs from base 3117 to 4577 and encodes 486 amino acids.